Molecule: messenger RNA, 1962 nt
Organism: Aureobasidium namibiae CBS 147.97
Lineage: Eukaryota; Fungi; Ascomycota; Dothideomycetes; Dothideales; Saccotheciaceae
Product: ferric-chelate reductase
Exons: 2
Coding region: 1-1962 (653 amino acids)
Biological process (GO): iron ion transport; intracellular iron ion homeostasis; copper ion import
Cellular component (GO): plasma membrane
Molecular function (GO): ferric-chelate reductase activity
Source: RefSeq, a predicted model, not a curated record
AUGGUAGUCCACAUCCAGAACUUUACCGAUGCGAGCAACUUGGAACCCCAUUGGGGGUUUGGUGGCCGGGUCGUUCCUUGCACCAACGACAAGGGUUCUUGUGAAUAUCUCGCAGAUAUCUACCACAGUCACGAUCUGUCAAUGAUAUUCUCUGGUGUCAUCUGGCUGACUAUCGCUGGCAUUUUGUUCGUCUGGACGUUAGCUCGCCGCCUGCUACCCUCCAGACGCGCCGACGAAGAGUUUCUCGUCUCAAGGCGACAAGUCUCGUCUCCAAGCGCAUUGACUCGAUUCAAGCAUGCCACCCUGGCGUACUCACGUCGCUGCCUUCUACCAGACUGUGCGAGACCCAUCUUCGGACGCACCACACGGUACCAAGUCUUUGUGCUAUUCUCCCUCUUCAGUUAUGUCACAAUCUUUACCUUCGUUGGCAUCACGUAUCAGAUCUGGAAAACGCCUGUAAAGAAGUUUCCUGGCCUUUUCAACACACGUUCGGCCUUGGGUCCGUUCUCGGAUCGUAUCGGUGUAAUGGCUUACGCUCUCACACCUCUGUCCAUCCUACUCUCUAGCCGGGAAUCUAUGCUUUCUGUCAUGACAGGUGUACCCUACCAGAGCUUCAACUUCCUCCAUCGAUGGCUUGGCUAUAUCAUCCUUAUCCAAGGCGCUAUCCACACCUUUGGCUGGUGUCUCAUUGAAGGCAAGCUCUACCAGCCUCAGCCAGCUGUAGCCAAAGGCUUCUUCCCGCAGACGUAUAUCGUGUGGGGUAUUGUCGCUAUGCUGCUCAUCAUACUCCUGUUCGUUCUCAGCACGCCUUGGGCAAUUCGCAGAACUGGAUAUGAGUUCUUCCGAAAAACUCACUACGUUCUGGCUAUGCUGUAUGUAGGAGCUUGCAUUGCGCACUGGAAGAAGUUGUCUUCCUUCUUGAUCCCUUCCCUGAUUGUUUGGAUCCUUGACCGUGGCGCCCGCCUCAUACGUACUGCUAUUCUGCACCACACCAUUUUGCCGAACGGCGAGACCAGUUUUGGACCUUCCCAAGCUACCACAAAACUCUUCCCAGAUUCUGUCAAUGGCGAUGUUGUCCGUCUAGACUUCACCCAUCCUCAUGACGCAUGGGCCAUUGGUCAACACUUCUACUUAUGCUUCCCUCAAGGAAGCAUCUGGCAGUCUCAUCCGUUCACCCCUUUGAGCCUUCCUAUCCAUGACGAGAAGUCUUGUGGUGUCCAGCACUCGUACAUCUUCCGCGCCAAGUCAGGCGAGACGAAGAAGAUCGCGCAGCUAGCAGCCGCCAAACUCAAUGCGGCCGAGAAGGACGCUCUGCCGUUGACAUCGGUCAUACUGACAGGACCGUACGGCGAGUCCACCACUACCCACUUGACCCAGGAAGUGAAUAUCCUCUGCAUCGCUGGCGGUACUGGUAUCACCUACGUGCUCCCCGUCCUCUUGAACCUCGCCCAACAACCCAGAUCUAUUGACAGAAAAGUCACUCUUGUAUGGGCCGUCCGUCAAAAGGCAGAUCUGGCCUGGGUGGAACCUGAGAUGGCUAUCAUCAGACAACUUGCCAAGUCAAUCGACAUCACCAUCCGCAUCUUCGUUACGAGAGAAGCAGAGGGUCAGUUGAGCAUGAACUCCUCCAAGUCAAAGAUCACAGAUCCCGAGUCAAAGUCGGGAGCAGAGACAACAGCCACUGAGAUGCCUCAACUAUCGGAUUCGUCGUCAUCCACAGCCAUCCCAGCAUCAAACCCGCAUGCCGAACCAGAGCACAGACACCCCGAGCUGAACCUCAUCGUCAACGAAUUCAUCGACAACACCGUCUUUGGCAGAACAACCGUGUACGCCAGUGGUCCUGGAGGCAUGAUCUCAGAUCUGAGAAGCAUUGUUGCGAAAUGCAAUGAUGGCGCAAAAGUAUGGCGUGGUGAGGAAAGAUACGAUGUUGAGCUUGUUUGUGACGAUCGUUUGGAAUGGUAG